Molecule: messenger RNA, 1019 nt
Organism: Ciona intestinalis (vase tunicate)
Lineage: Eukaryota; Metazoa; Chordata; Ascidiacea; Phlebobranchia; Cionidae
Source: RefSeq, a predicted model, not a curated record
GAAAACAUUAACCUCGGCUGAGACCCUUCAAGAGCUAAUAUAAUAAUAUCGUGUGUGUGAGUAAGAUAAUUGCGUAAUACACGUGGUAGCUGCGCAAACAUAUUACCUGGCGAUACUUUAGUAUCGAAUAAAUGAUUCGUCAUAAGAUUUGAAUUUAUACGCGUGUGGUAUUACAUGUUUUAGCCAAGUACUGCUUAGGGAUAAACAGCCAAACGACAGACGUUAAAACAAGGGCAAACCAAAGCAUAUAUACUUAGUAUAUAUGUAAACACUGCACGAGUAAAUGUCAAAUAAAAGCGUAUAGCAACUACUAAACCAACAUUAUGUUAAACAGAUAGACCCAGCAACAUGGAACAGCAGCAGUUGCAAAUGAGUGUUUUAAAAGCUGUUGACAAAGUUUCUCUUACCUGUGCUCAGAAGACAAACGUUAUCGGCCAUACUGGGUUGCUGGUCCUUAUAGAUGGCGUGCUUAGGUACAGUAUCGAUUUUGGAGUGAGUGACGCCUUGAUCCCAUGCGCAGUGUCGAGCUCAACAUGUAAGGGGACAGUCGGAAUACACCCUUAUGAUCAGAAAAUGUGGGGGGAGUGUCUAGGCAUCUUGUGGGAGAUGCCAUGCACCGGUGAAGAGGAGAGGUUUUCGGCGUGGAAUAUUUUAAUGAAGUUGAUUAUGGCACCGUGGGCUGGAAGUUACAAUCUCGUGCGUUACAAUUGCCGUGAUUAUGUAAAGGGGGCGAUCAACUGGUUGAGAACAUAUGAUCCAAGCCACACCAAGGAUACGGAUCGUGCUGAAAGAUGGCUGGGCAACAUAAAUAAAGAAGAUACGGUAAAGGCGGUUGGAACCGCGGUGCUGACUGUGGGAGCAAUAGUUGCGGGGGCGUAUGCCUUGGGUAAAUUGUUUGCUGCUGCGAACGACGACGAGAAAUCAAGAGAGAAACAAUAAAAAAACUGUAUAAAUAGUUGUAAGAUAGCAAUUCUUUUCAAUUCAAAUGUUGCUAAUACACGAAUCAAAUAUAAAGAAAA